Messenger RNA from Gorilla gorilla gorilla (western lowland gorilla), 1223 nucleotides. RefSeq names its product small integral membrane protein 29 (gene SMIM29). Bases 507 to 815 code for a protein of 102 amino acids. Lineage: Eukaryota; Metazoa; Chordata; Mammalia; Primates; Hominidae. The transcript has 5 exons. The record is from RefSeq and is a predicted model, not a curated record.
UGCCCUACGGACACGGGGGUAGGUCGCUCAUACCUUGCCCUCUGAUAGAGACUCAAGCGAACCUGGGUCGCGGACCUUGGGCCAUCAGCGUGCAAACUGCCCCAGGACGAUCUCUGCUUCUGUCGAUGGGGACUGACCCUCUCCACCUCUGCCUGUCAGCUCAGGCCAGGAGGGGAGGGACCUGGGCGGAGCCCCGGGUGGAGACAAGAGGAAGGUGACAUCAUCUUGAAGAUACAAUCCAGCUUUACCCACUCGUGUCCACCCUGGCACACGAGACAGAUGGGGGAGAGGGUGUUUGGGCUGUAUGUCUGAGGUGACACCAGGGACAAGGGCAUAGAACUCAGGCAUGGAGCCCAUCGCUUGAAGUGGGAUUGGACCAGGAUGGAAGCGGGCUCCUUCAGAUGCUCCCAUCUCACCCCUGGCUGCAGUGCAGGGAGCCCAGUGGAGGCGCCCUCCCGAAGCGCCACUGCCCAUGCUGACCACCCAGCCCUCCGGCUGCUGAUGUCAUGAGUAACACCACUGUGCCCAAUGCCCCCCAGGCCAACAGCGACUCCAUGGUGGGCUAUGUGUUGGGGCCCUUCUUCCUCAUCACCCUGGUCGGGGUGGUGGUGGCUGUGGUAAUGUAUGUACAGAAGAAAAAGCGGGUGGACCGGCUGCGCCAUCACCUGCUCCCCAUGUACAGCUAUGACCCAGCUGAGGAACUGCAUGAGGCUGAGCAGGAGCUGCUCUCUGACAUGGGAGACCCCAAGGUGGUACAUGGCUGGCAGAGUGGCUACCAGCACAAGCGGAUGCCGCUGCUGGAUGUCAAGACGUGACCUGACCCCCUUGCCCCACCCUUCAGAGCCUGGGGUCCUGGACUGCCUGGGGCCCUGCCGUCUGCUUCCCCUGCUGUCACCUGGCUCCCCCUGCUGGGUGCUGGGUCUCCAUUUCUCCCUCCACCCACCCUCAGCAGCAUCUGCUUCCCAUGCCCUCACCAUCACCUCACUGCCCCCAGGCCUUCUGCCCUUUGUGGGUGUUGAGCUCACUGCCCACCCACAGGCACUCAUGGGAAGAGGCUUUCCUUCUGGGAUGGGGGCGGCUGGUAGACACCUUUGCUUUCUCUAGCCCUCCUGGGCUUGGCUUGGGCAUAAAUCCCCAGGCGGGCUUUGGAGUUGUUUCCAUGGUGAUGGGGCCAGAUGUAUAGUAUUCAGUAUAUAUUUUGUAAAUAAAAUGUUUUGUGGCUA